Aspergillus puulaauensis is the source of this 1401-nucleotide messenger RNA. RefSeq lists its product as uncharacterized. The coding region runs from base 1 to 1401 and encodes 466 amino acids. Lineage: Eukaryota; Fungi; Ascomycota; Eurotiomycetes; Eurotiales; Aspergillaceae. The transcript has 3 exons. The record is from RefSeq and is a predicted model, not a curated record.
AUGAAGACAUCGUGGUCACAAGUGCACCAUAUGUUAACCGACACCCUCGCGCUGAUCGAAAUUCUCUCGGAUCCGGCGAACCGCGCGCCGCUGGAGGCGGAGAGGGCGCUCGCGGAGGACUGGUAUCAUCGCCAGUCUCCCCAUGAGCCUCCCGAUUCAUGUGCAGCCCACCGUGCCCGACACCGCGCAGCCCCCUUUCGUGCCGUGGAACAGGCGUUGGGAGCCAGUCCAACAACAACCCCUGCUGCCGUGGCCGACAUCCAGUUCCAGCCGCUAUCAACGGUGUUCCGGGCGGACUGCACCGAGUAUGGCCUGGUCGUCCUGGACAUCUCCGACCUCGACAGCGGUGUCAAGUACAGCAUUGUUGCGUUUCCCGUGGACUACAUGGCGGAGGUUCCGUCUCGCGAGAAGUCCUUCAGCUGGGAUCCCGUCGAAGACCCCCAGCCGGAAACGGAACCAGAUAUUAUACUUGUGAGCCCGCGGCCUCGCGUGCCGUUAUCAAUUGCUCGGUGGGCAGGGAAGUAUUACAGCUGGUCGGGCCUGGAAGACCACCUCAGCAUCCUCCGACUGGAGGAGAGGCCGCUGGUUGAUGCGGCAGCCUUGGAUUAUUGGCCACAGGAGCUGGAGGAUCCGGCUCGAGGAUCUUCAAAAGGUGCUCUCUCGCGCAUUUCUCCGACAGACUUCAAACCUUCAAAGGCCAGGUCUACCCCCCCCCGAUCCCCUUCUGAUAUGGUAGGCUACACGAUAGUAGACGAACCGCCGCGAGACGUGUCCAUGAGCCACGCAAAAGAUGAUGGAUCGACCACAAGAGUCUCGAGCAUGACCAUAUCAGAUGAACCGCCACGAACUGUCCCAGUGGACAUGGAUCGCACUAUUGAUAAUCUACUGGUUCUCACCCAGGAGCCCGUCUCCCCUCCCCUCGAUAACCAAGUACUCGCUCACCUUCAAACGCUGGUCCCUUUCCGCGAGAAGCUGCGGCAGCGACUCGAAGAGGGGCCCGACAGGCUCGGCCUCUUACAAUACUUUUUCAUGAGGAUCCGUCAACCCACUGCUGGGAUUGCGCCCAUACAGCAAUCCAGCUCGGUCGAGAUGGUCGGCGGGCUGACCGACUUCCUGCGCGAAACCGUGCCAGGGACUGAUACUGCCACGUGGGAGAAACGAGUCAAGCAGGUAGAGAAGGAUUGGGCUUCAGCUUUCACGAGGCCAAGCUCACCCAGCACCCCGUCAUCAACUGAUUUUGCGACAGGGCAGGAACGGGCUAACGAGUCGUUCAGGCGUUUGGCCGAAGCUUCAACUGGGAUAAGCACACCCAGCACCCCGCCAGAGAGGGAUCUUCUCACUGGGGAGGAACCGGUCGUGCAGGUAGAGGGAACGCUGCAUCGGCGUCCGCGUCAUGGCUGA